GAGUCAGGUUCUGUGAUGCUGCUCCUAGCGCUGCCAUUUCAUCAACAGCAACAUUCAUUUCAUAACAUUUUGCGGCCUUCAAAAACUGUAAACGAAAAAAAGAGAGUAGUGAAAAGAAAACGAACCCGUCGAAUGUAUCACAUUCGAAACGAGUGUGGUUUUAGACAAUAGUGUUGACUUCCGUUUACAAAUAAUAACCUUUUGUGGAGUAAAGCGUGCUGUGGAUUCUUCUCUUAGACCUAGGCCGUUCGAGCCCGUUGUUAUCGUUAUAAACCGUAAUAAAAACAUUAGACCCGUCGUUGGAUCUCUCCAGGGGAAUUGUAAACUGUGGUUUAUGUGUCGCUGUAAGACCUUUUUCCGGAGUUUGUUCUACGAAAGAGGAGACGAGCUUCUCGAAACGAUGGAACCUGCAGCAUUCGGGUUCUGAACGCCGCAACUAAACAACAAGCUAGACAGUAGUCACAAUGGAGGCGAUAUGGCUGUACCAGUUCCGACUCAUCGUCAUUGGGGACUCGACGGUGGGGAAAUCGUGUUUGAUCCGGCGGUUCACAGAGGGACGCUUCGCCCAGGUGAGCGACCCCACAGUCGGCGUAGAUUUCUUCUCUCGCCUGGUGGAGAUCGAGCCGGGGAAACGGAUCAAGCUACAGAUCUGGGAUACUGCGGGACAGGAGCGGUUCAGGUCCAUCACAAGAGCCUACUAUCGUAACUCGGUGGGCGGGCUCCUGCUGUUUGACAUCACAAACCGUCGCUCCUUCCAGAACGUUCAUGAUUGGCUAGAGGAGGCCCGGAGUCACGUCCAACCACACAGCAUCGUGUUCCUAUUGGUCGGACACAAGUGUGACCUGGAGCCUCAGCGUCAGGUGACUCGUCAGGAAGCUGAGAAACUCGCCGGCGCCUACGGGAUGCGUUACGUAGAAACCUCGGCCCGCGACGCCAUCAAUGUGGAGCACGCCUUCACGGAGCUGACCAGGGACAUCUUCCACCUGGUGAGGAGCGGUGACAUCACUAUCCAGGAGGGUUGGGAAGGGGUGAAGAGCGGCUUCGUCCCCAACGUGGUCCACUCCUCCGAGGAGGUCACCAAGAGUGACCGGCGGUGCCUCUGCUGAUCUGGAGGGAUCACUAGAGAGAUCUCUGACUCAAGCCUGGUUUCACCUAGGUCCUCCUGGAUCCAUUUCAGCUCUAGUUUAGCCAUUUCCCUCUGCUGAUCUGCAUCAGGAUGGAGGGAUCUUCAACACAACUACACUACAUGGUCAAAAGUAUGUGGACACAUCAAAUUAGUGGAUUUUGCCACUUCAGCCACACCUGUUGAUGACAGGUGUAUAAAAUCGAGCACACCACCAUGCAAUCUCCAUAGACAAACAUUGGCAGUAGAAUGGCCCGUACUGAACAGCUCAGUGACUUUCAAUGUGGGACCAUCAUAGGAUGCCACCUUUCCAACAAGUCAGUUUGUCAGAUUUCUGCCCUGCAAGAGCUGCUCCAGUCAACUGUAAGUGCUGUUAUUGUGAAGUGGAAACAUCUAGGAGCAACAGCGGCCCAGCUGCGAAGUGGUAGGCCACACAAGCUCACAGGUUGUCGAGAUCGGUGUGGAAGAACUUGACUGACCUGCACAGAGCCCUGACUUCAACCCCAUCAAACACCUUUGGGAUGAAUUGGAAUGCCGAGUGCGAGCCAGGCCUAAUCGCCCAACAUCAGUGCCCAACCUCACUCAUGCUCGUGACUGAAUGGAAGCCAGUCCCUGUAGCAAUGUUCCAACAUCUAGUGGAAAGCCUUCCAGGAAAAGUGGAGGCUGUUCUAGCAUCAAAGGGCAAACCAACUCCAUAUUAAUGCCCAUGAUUUUGGAAUGAGAUGUUUGACUAGCAAGUGUCCACAGACUUUUGGCCAUGUAGUAUAGAUCCCUGGUUUCCCCAUCUCCUUUCUUCCAAUAUGCAAUCCCAUAACACAAUUUAUACAGCCAGAAGGCAUCACACACCAUGGUUGGGCAAGGUUUAGCCAAAACGACAUUCUAUUUGCCUCAGUUUAAAGGAGACUGAGAUGGAGGGGGCUCUCAGUCUCUCCCCUCCCCCCCCAAAGGAAACUAAAUCUGGUCUCAAAAACUCUGUGGUUCUCUACUUUUUUCCCCCACCCAUCAUCCAACGACCACUGUACAAUCCCUAUCCAACACCAUAAUGGACUUUAUGGACCCUGUAGACAGGGAUGUAAGGGAACGACUGUUUGACUGACAGUACAGGUGGACAAAGUGACUCCAGGGACGUAUUCACUUCACAUCAAAUGGAGGAAAUGGACAAAACAGGAAGGGACAACCUGAACCAAUAAGAAACUAGUUGUUUUUUUAGCAAAGCAUUUUUUUGUUGUGUUUUUUUUCUUCUUUCUUAAUGGUGUCCACUAAUGAAUACGACCCCGUAAAAGGUGGACUAUAAGGGGAUAUUAGGCUUCCCUGAGUACCGGUACAUUACCUGAACAUUACCUGUCCCCUUUGCAAGAAUCCAAAUCCCUGAGGAGGGUCAAACUGACAACAGAGGAGGACUAUUUAUUUUAGUACGUUUGAACAAUGUCUCUGGAACUUGUCCUAGUGAUUCUGGAAUCUAGCGGAGGAACCCAUGGUAACAGCUAGGAGAACAUACUCUAAAAACACCAUAACUUGUCCUAGUGAUUCUGGAAUCUAGCGGAGGAACCCAUGGUAACAGCUAGGAGAACAUACUCUAAAAACACCAUAACUUGUCCUAGUGAUUCUGGAAUCUAGCGGAGGAACCCAUGGUAACAGCUAGGAGAACAUACUCUAAAAACACCAUAACUUGUCCUAGUGAUUCUGGAAUCUAGCGGAGGAACCCAUGGUAACAGCUAGGAGAACAUACUCUAAAAACACCAUAACUUGUCCUAGUGAUUCUGGAAUCUAGCGGAGGAACCCAUGGUAACAGCUAGGAGAACAUACUCUAAAAACACCAUAACUUGUCCUAGUGAUUCUGGAAUCUAGCGGAGGAACCCAUGGUAACAGAUAGGAGAACAUACUCUAAAAAUACCAUAACUUGUCCUAGUGAUUCUGGAAUCUAGCGGAGGAACCCAUGGUAACAGCUAGGAGAACAUACUCUAAAAAUACCAUAACUUGUCCUAGUGAUUCUGGAAUCUAGCGGAGGAACCCAUGGUAACAGAUAGGAGAACAUACUCUAAAAACACCAUAACUUGUCCUAGUGAUUCUGGAAUCUAGCGGAGGAACCCAUGGUAACAGCUAGGAGAACAUACUCUAAAAACACCAUAACUACCUAGAAUUCCACACCUGCGGACAUCUAAAUUACAGUUAACUCUAUAGACACAAGUAUGGCAACAGACAUGUGCAUUCAAUAUCUCAAAUCAGUAUAGAAAUAAGGACACUCAUUCCAAAAAAUAAAAUCACAUUUUGUUAAUGACUAAGACGAUGUAACAAUAACCUUUCUGGUUUGGUAACUGAAACAUGAAAUGGUUUGGGCACAAUAGGUGGAGGGACAGAACUUGCUGCGUUGUAACAAAUGGUGUCCUACAUUUUAUUUUCAGUUCAUGAUGUUUUGUAGCCACUGUGUUCAAAGGUCAAUUUCUUUCUCAUCAGAAAAAACUAUGAUUCCUUCAUCUCUAGUGAUGAGAUUGAAAUAAGAUUUUAAUAAUCUGAUAAGGUUAUUUGUUUUGGAUAGGGGAAGCGCCAUUGCUUUCCUCUGAAUGGGCGAGUGUAUACUACUGAUUCUGAAGGGCACCUUUUCAUCUACAUGAUUUGUGUAAUAACUGCAAGGAUGAACUGCUAUCGUCCACCUUUUCCAAAGAGUGAUGCAUUAUCGUAUGUCAAUCUAACAUUUCAGGGCCAGGGGAGCUGGGGUGACUGUGUACAUCUAUCAUGUAGGAUUACCCUUGACAAGGAAGAGUGGAUGGUAAACGUUCUCAAUCAUCAAAUCUGGGACCAUUUUGCAGAGUCUUGACGAGGGACUUUUCGCUCCUUUACGACUUGGCUCACGAAUGGACUUCUUUGGGUUACUAUGUGCUUUUCCCAGUUUCGUGGACAUUCUAGUUCUAGAACAGAAUCUUGGACAUCAUGAUGUUCCACCUGUCGAAUUAGAAGUAGAAUUCUAUUCAGUGCUCUUAACUGAACAACGGUGUCUUCACCAAUCUCCUCCAAUGCUUAUACCGUAUCAGAGUAGUCUGUCUAGACAGAUGGGUUGAGACUAGUAUCAGAGGGUUCAAGGAGUUUGGAUCAGUUGCUCCUCAUCAUCUAAUAAGACACUAUGUAAGUAAGGUCUCUAAUCACAGAUAUAGGAUCAGAUUACCAGAGCCCCCAACACUAACAUUUACCAGUAGACUAACACAAAGACAUCGGAUCCUGUAUCGGUUCUUAGAGGCAACUUCUAUCUACUGUGUCACACACAAGCAGACGUGGGGCGCGUUCAGCAACAUUUUGGAAAGUUAAAGAUAGAAAUUUGCUCUGUGGCAUAUAGAACAAUGUUCCACGUUUAGCUCUAUUCAUGGAAAUUCUAACUACAUCGUUCGACAACGUCGGCUACUGAACGUGGACAAGCAGUUACUUAGCCUGGUAAAACCAGACAUAAUGAAAGGAAACAAAAAGAGAAGCGCUGUGAAAUCAGUUGGAUACCAGGCUAGCUGUUGCUCAUAAACAAUAUAACACGCAAGUAGACCAUCAAUGUACAGCAUUACUAGGGUCGUAUUCAUUGGGCACCAAACGGAAGACAACAGACUGAAACAAGAGAGGAAACUACCCUCUCUGUUUUGCAACGUUGUGCCCUAAUGAAUAGGACCCAGGAUGAAUCUUCUCAUUUUACUCGAUGGCAUCUUCUUCUCUUUGUCUCCAAUCUGUACAAUACCAUGUAACUACUGUUCAUUCAAUUCAACAUCUAUGGAACUUUCUGGGCCACUACUAUUCUAUCAAAACAACUUGAAAUGUACUAAAAAAAAUCAAUAAAAAAUGUGACCGGUAAAACACC
Molecule: messenger RNA, 4955 nt
Organism: Oncorhynchus kisutch (coho salmon)
Lineage: Eukaryota; Metazoa; Chordata; Actinopteri; Salmoniformes; Salmonidae
Product: ras-related protein Rab-39B-like
Exons: 5
Coding region: 465-1106 (213 amino acids)
Biological process (GO): Rab protein signal transduction
Molecular function (GO): GTP binding; GTPase activity
Source: RefSeq, a predicted model, not a curated record